AUGGAGUGCGAUUUGUGGGCCAGCGAUGCAGCAAAACUCAAACAGUUGCAGCAAACUGUAGACUCGCUGCUGCAGCGAGCCCGCACGGAUCCAGCAGCAGCAACAGGAGAAGCAGCAGCAGUGCUGCGCGGACAUGUGACCAGAAUGGCCCAGCGCUGCAGCCAACUUGAGCAGUCGCUUAUGAGAGCGUCGGAGUCCCCCGAGCUCUUCGGCUUAUCUGCUGCUGCGCUGCAGCAGCGGCUGCUGCUGCUGCAGCAGCUGCAGCAGCAGCAGGACGCGCAGCUGGAGGCUUUUCGGCUGCUUUUCUCGCAAGCCGGGGUGUACAGACACUCCAAAAAAGAAUCUUUUAAUUCCAACUUUUCAGAUUUCCCCCUCGAAGACAACAGUUCAUUUUUGGAAGAAACUGCUGACACCCCAACUAGCGCCUCUGCUGACGAUUUUGGCUCCUUCGGCCCCAGCCCGAGCGUGUCGGGCUCGAGUCUGCUGCAGCAGCCGCAGCAGCAGCGGUGGCAGCAGCAGCAGCAGCAGCAGCAGGACGAGGAGCAGCAGGAGCAGCAGCUUUCGUACUUGGCGGGUUCUGUGAUGAAUCUGAAGGAAAUAAGUUACGCAAUAAGUGACGAGGUGUCUGUACACCGCAGACUGCUCGACGCCACAGAAAGCUCCCUAGACACCGCAGAAGCCAAUUUAAAAAAAAACAAAAAAAUGCUCCAAAAACUUAUGAAAAGACAUUCCACCAUUUGUCUCCUUCUUGUCGCUCUCGCCCUUCUUUGUCUCCUCAUUUUCCUCCUAGUCUUCACAGCGUAG
Messenger RNA from Eimeria tenella, 804 nucleotides. RefSeq names its product SNARE domain-containing protein, putative. The record is from RefSeq and is a predicted model, not a curated record. Lineage: Eukaryota; Apicomplexa; Conoidasida; Eucoccidiorida; Eimeriidae. The transcript has 3 exons. The coding region runs from base 1 to 804 and encodes 267 amino acids.